CACUGAGUCCUCCAGGUGACCAAAAACACACCUCUAAUCCUGGAAGCAGCAUGGAUACACAGUUUGUCUACGACCUUUUAGGAGAAAACGCCUGGUUGUACAUCAGUGCUACAUUUGUGGUGCUGUGGAUUAUUAUGUGGCUGUACAGAGACAGCCUGGAGAUUGAGAACAUCACUGACAAAUACGUCUUUGUGACUGGCUGCGACUCGGGCUUUGGAAACUUGCUGUGUAAAAAGCUCGACAGAAAAGGUUUCCGAGUGCUGGCUGGCUGUCUCACAGAGAAGGGAGCUGAUGAUCUGAAGAGGGUGACGGGCCCUUAUCUGAGGACUGUCCUGCUGGAUGUGACCAGUCAGGACAGCAUCGAAAAGGCCAUGGAGUUUACCAAGAAGGAGGUUGGCGACAAGGGUCUUUGGGGUAUUGUGAACAAUGCUGGGCGUUCAUUACCCAUGGGUCCUACAGAGUGGAUGAAAGUGGAGGAUUUCCACAGCACACUGAAAGUCAACAUGAAUGGAGUGAUUGGCAUGACGAUGACUUUCCUGCCUCUCAUCAAAAAGGCUCGUGGUCGUAUUGUAAACGUAGCAUCAGUGCUCGGUAGAGUGGCGGCAAACGGUGGUGGGUACUGCAUCUCUAAGUUUGCAGUGGAGUCUUUCUCUGACUGUCUCAGGAGAGAUAUAAACUACUUUGGAGUGAACGUGUGCAUCAUUGAGCCGGGGUUUUUUAAGACUGCAGUGACGAGCCUCGAUCCUCUGGAGAGAGAGCUGCAUCGUCUGUGGAACCAGCUCAGUCCUGAAGUUCAGGCCAGCUAUGGAGACAAGUACCUGGAUAAAUACAUCAAGGUGCAGCGUGUGAUCAUGAACGCUGUCUGCGACUCUGACCUCACCAAGGUGACCAGCUGCAUGGAGCACGCUCUGACAGCUGCCUACCCACGCACCAGAUACAGUGCCGGCUGGGAUGCCAAGCUUAUCUGGAUCCCCCUCUCUUACAUGCCUUCCUGUGUGGUAGAUAUUGGGCUGAAGCUGGUGCUGCCUCGUCCUUCAAAGAGCGUGUAACUUUGAGGAAAUAUCCUCAAACUUAUUGGCCAUUUACUGUCAUUUGGUGACAUUUUAAUGCAGCACAGAGGCUCACUUAAAAGAUAGAUAUAUAUAUAUAUAGAUAAAUAGAUAGAUAGAUAUACACAUAUGUGUACCUGCAUUCUUUAUCUACCUUGGACCAAGCAGUGAUCUGUUGUUACAGUUAUUAUAUUUAUGCCUGAAUAAUCUGCCAUAUAGAGGUAUAUUUCCUAUGUAAUGUCUGCUUGAUACUUUUAGAUAAUCUGAGAGAAAAUAAUGAAACUGUACAGUACAAUUUACUGUAUACAUAUUGUUUUGCUGUGCCUUUGGACACUGUUAUUUAUGUUCCUUGGUAUUGAGGCUGUUAACAUCAUAGGCUGAAUAAACACACA
This is a messenger RNA of Lates calcarifer (barramundi perch), 1441 nucleotides long. It is a transcript of the gene rdh5, whose product is annotated as retinol dehydrogenase 5 (11-cis/9-cis). Lineage: Eukaryota; Metazoa; Chordata; Actinopteri; Centropomidae. The coding region runs from base 51 to 1049 and encodes 332 amino acids. The transcript has 5 exons. Gene Ontology annotation, molecular function: oxidoreductase activity. The record is from RefSeq and is a predicted model, not a curated record.